Molecule: messenger RNA, 729 nt
Organism: Effrenium voratum
Lineage: Eukaryota; Dinophyceae; Suessiales; Symbiodiniaceae
Source: the annotation of a GenBank genome assembly
AUGGGUUGCGCGUCUCCGCGCCGCGCGGCAGCUGCGCUUUGCCUGGGGCUGCUGCUUCGGUAUGGCGCAUCGAGCUUCCUGUGGCAGAGCUCCCUGCGGUCUGUCACAAAGCACCCGCCGCGCCGGUGGGUUGCACGGCACGCGGGCGAUGAGGACGCCCUGGCGGAGACGAAGGAGGCAAUAGGCAGUCUGCUGCAGCAACUCGAGACCGGUAUGGAUAGCGAGGUGGGGCGCCUGCGCGCGCAAGCGCUGCGUUUGAGGUGGCAAGCCCUCCUCGAUGGUCAGGACCCUGCGGGUAGGUUGGCGACAGCGGUAGACUGCGCGUUGGCAGCGAACCAGGCAUUCUAUGAGGCGUUCAAUGGAAAGGAUCUGGAGAAGAUGAGCAGCUUGUGGGGCUGCAACGUGAACCAAUGGGGGCCAUUGCUCUUCUUUCAGAACCAGGACGAAUCCUUCAAGAUGAUGUGUACCUGCACCCAUCCGGACAGCUCCCGUCUGGAGGGCCGCAACGACAUCCUGACCAGCUUCAACCGGAUCUUCCUGAGCCCCACCUUGCCGACCAUCACCAUCUCCCAGGAGGAGGUUCUGGUGACCUCGGAGGAUAUGGCCGUGGUGGUGUGUAAGGAGGAGACGAGCAACGGGGGCCUUCACGAGGCGACCAACACCUUUGCCCGGAGCAGCAGUGGCAGCUGGUUUAUCAUCGGCCACCAAGCUGGGCCUGUGAUGAAGUAG